CCAUAUGGUAUGCAGGUUUUAUGUGUUGGAGGAGAAUACUUUGAUUUGAAUAUUGCAUGCAUAGGUGGUAGUACAAUGAUUACUCCCACAAAUAGGAAUUAAUGGCAAUAAUUAUAAUAAUAAUCUUAGGAUUUGUUUAAAGCUUAUCAUCUCCUCUUUCAUGUGAUUCAAAGAUUCCUCCUCCAUGGAUAAUAUAAAAUGGAAGGAGAGAUGACAGAUGCGCAUGCUUAGCCAUGUACAGGCGUUGUUGCAAGCACUUGGCGAUAGAAAGGGAAUCAAUCGGUUUGGUGACUUCUCAGCUCCCCUGGAUGAAUCGCUGAUUCAUGUUGCAUUGGAUUUAUCUGGAAGGCCGCAUUUAAGUUAUGAUUUACAAAUACCUACUCAGAGAGUGGGAACAUAUGACACUCAGCUGGUGGAACACUUCUUCCAGUCGAUGGUCAACACUUCUGGAAUGACGCUUCAUAUACGACAGCAGCUUGCCGGGAAAAAUUCUCAUCACAUUAUUGAGGCAACCUUCAAGGCGUUUGCACGAGCCCUUAGACAAGCAACUGAGUAUGACUUGCGUCGUCGUGGAAGUAUACCAAGCUCAAAGGGGGUUCUUUCACGUGUCUGAAGUAUCGAAAUUUGACAAAAUGAGGGUGUUACAGUCGGAGACUUAAAUUGAAGUUCCGCAAACAGACUAUGAUUCUCUUGCUGAUGUAUGAACACACUCCAUUUCUAUGAUUUCAACAUUUUUUAUCAGAACUUGUGAGCCCUGUAGAAGUUGUAAGGAUUAACAUUGUAUAAAAGUGUUUUCUAGUUUUCUCAAUAAAGCAAUAGGUACUUUGAAUAAUCUUCCAUUGCCUGUGGAUUUGAGUUUGAUAAAGAUGCAGUUUACUAUCUUGGAAUUGGAGCAAA
Messenger RNA from Ipomoea triloba (trilobed morning glory), 897 nucleotides. Its product is annotated as imidazoleglycerol-phosphate dehydratase, chloroplastic-like. The transcript is spliced from 7 exons. Lineage: Eukaryota; Viridiplantae; Streptophyta; Magnoliopsida; Solanales; Convolvulaceae. Gene Ontology annotation, biological process: L-histidine biosynthetic process. Gene Ontology annotation, molecular function: imidazoleglycerol-phosphate dehydratase activity. Bases 218 to 613 code for a protein of 131 amino acids. The record is from RefSeq and is a predicted model, not a curated record.